UUCACUGUGGCCUGUUUGCACUCAAAUGCAGCAGCAGAGCGAACAGUGAGGUCAGUGUCUACCACAGUGUCAGUCUUAGAGUUGGUUCAAAGAAACCACGUACUGCAACCUGCUACCUGCUACCUGCUGAUAAAUAAAGGGUGGAAAUCCAGACUCAACAUGGGAAGCUGCACCUCAAGGAUAAAGAAGAAAAACAAAGGAGAUUCUACAGAUGAUACAAACACAAAUACAAAGGUGGACGAAGAUGUAACAUAUGCUUCUAUCGACCACGGCACUGCCAAAGGAUCAAGAAGAACCAGAGCUACAACUGUGGAUGAUUGUGACUAUGCAACAGUAUACGUUCCUCCAGCGCUUCUACCUCGACCUGAGUCUGACAGCUCAUCUAAAGGGGAGUGUGAAGAUGACUAUGUACCCAUGGGCUGAUUAAGAACAGGAGGAAAACUUCAUCCGAUUUUUGUUUUAAGUUCCAAAAACUCAUGAGCAUUUCAGCUUCCAAGUACCCAGUUGAAAUGUCAACCAAGUGUUGAAGAAACUGUGAUGAGAGCUUGAUCACAAAUGUGACGUUUUACCAACUGAAGAUAAAGAUGAACUGUGUUCGACCUCUGUACAGAAGAAACUCCACCUCAAAAGGGAGAGUGCAGCUUUAUUAACUUUUCUGGAAAUGUCCAGAGAGUAGCAGAUUAUUAGGAAUCAGUUAUUAGUAUUGAUCUGAAGAUUUUUGCAGUGAACAGAGGAGUUUGUUGUACAUUGGUUUUGAAAUAUUCAACUGCUGUGUCUUCUAAAUAGCUGACCCAGUAGCUUUUGAGAAAAAAAAUAAGAAAAAAGCAUAUGGCCUUUUGAUGACCCGAUCUCAGGAGGAACAUCAACCCACUUAAAAAUAUAUAUUUUGAUGAUACUGUUUUUGCUGGUUGAAAAUGUGGUCCUCAAAACUGAUAAAUUUAUUAAGUUACUCACAUUACUCAGAAAGUAUGUGCGGUUGUGGUACAAAAGUUUUUUUCCUCUGGUGGAAAAUGUGAACAAUGAAGAAAAAGGUAGAUAUGCUGUCACUAUGAUUAUCUACUGGAGAUAAAAGUCCUAGUCUGUUUUCUGGGUCGACCUUUACUAACAACAGCUCAAAGCUUCCAAUAAUGCUUCUUUUGGGAUUUAUAAUGGCAAAACUAUGUGCAAUGUUGGGUCCACUAUUAUGUGUCCUUUCCUAUUCCUUCAUUAAGGAUGUGCGAAAAAAGUCAGAGAAUGAAGCAAUGUCACCCUUGCUAGUCAUCACCAAAAUCACUAGUCAGCUGAGCUAACUUCAUAUUUUUAGAUUUGUAGGCCCAAAAUGCCAGUCAUGUUUAGUAUCUAAGCUGUAGCGCAACCAUCCGCCACCAGCUGGGGCUAUAUCUCCAGUUGAUACAGUUUUUUGUUGUUGUUGUUGUUGUUUUUCCCUGGCAGGCUCUAUUUUCUAUUUAAAGCUGG
Messenger RNA from Notolabrus celidotus (New Zealand spotty), 1455 nucleotides. RefSeq lists its product as uncharacterized. The transcript is spliced from 4 exons. The coding region runs from base 160 to 423 and encodes 87 amino acids. Lineage: Eukaryota; Metazoa; Chordata; Actinopteri; Labriformes; Labridae. The record is from RefSeq and is a predicted model, not a curated record.